Molecule: messenger RNA, 1185 nt
Organism: Dentiscutata erythropus
Lineage: Eukaryota; Fungi; Glomeromycota; Glomeromycetes; Diversisporales; Gigasporaceae
Source: the annotation of a GenBank genome assembly
AUGAAAGGAAUGAGAGGAAUCAUUCAAAUACAAGCCGGUCAAUGCGGUAACCAAAUAGGUGCCAAAUUUUGGGAAGUUAUUUCAGAAGAACAUGGUAUUGACUGCACUGGCGCUUAUGUCGGAGAUUCUGAUAUCCAGCUAGAAAGAGUAGAGGUUUAUUAUAAUGAAGCCAACGGUGGUAAAUAUGUUCCACGCGCUAUCCUUGUUGACCUUGAACCUGGUACUAUGGACUCUGUUCGCGCUGGUUCUUUCGGUCAACUUUUCCGUCCAGACAACUUCAUAUUUGGUCAAAAUGGCGCUGGUAACAACUGGGCUAAAGGUCACUACACUGAAGGCGCCGAACUUGUUGACUCCGUUUUAGAAGUCGUUCGUAAAGAAGCUGAAACAUGUGAUUGUUUACAAGGUUUCCAAGUAACUCACUCUCUUGGCGGUGGUACUGGUGCUGGUAUGGGUACUUUACUCAUCUCUAAAAUCCGCGAAGAAUACCCUGACCGUAUGAUGUGCACGUUCUCUGUCGUUCCUUCACCUAAGGUUUCGGAUACUGUUGUUGAACCAUAUAAUGCAACACUUUCCGUACAUCAAUUGGUUGAAAAUUCUGACGAAACUUUCUGUAUUGACAAUGAAGCUCUAUAUGAUAUUUGCUUCCGCACGUUGAAAUUAAAUACACCUACAUACGGUGACCUUAAUCAUUUAGUAUCCACUGUCAUGAGUGGUAUCACCACAUGUCUACGUUUCCCUGGUCAGUUAAAUGCUGACUUGAGGAAAUUAGCUGUCAACAUGGUUCCUUUCCCACGUCUUCACUUUUUCAUGGUCGGAUUUGCUCCAUUGACUUCUCGUGGUUCUGAAGGUUAUCGCGCCGUGACUGUCCCCGAAUUGACUCAACAAAUUUUUGAUGCCAAGAACAUGAUGGCAGCUUCGGAUCCCAGACACGGUCGUUAUUUGACUGUUUCUACCAUCUUCCGAGCUGCCGUGUGUGAUAUUCCACCACGAGGUCUUAAAAUGUCUGUUACUUUCAUUGGUAACUCUACUUCUAUUCAAGAAUUAUUCAAACGUAUCAACGACCAAUUCGCCGUUAUGUUCCGACGUAAAGCUUUCUUACAUUGGUAUACUGGUGAGGGUAUGGAUGAAAUGGAAUUCACAGAAGCAGAAUCUAACAUGAACGAUCUGGUAUCCGAGUAUGUAUAA